AUGGGCCUACCGAUCAUCGGAGAAACUCUUCAGUUCUUCGUUCCUUACACCUCCACCGACAUCUCACCUUUCAUCAAGAAGAGAAUACAAAGGUACGGUCCAGUAUUCCGAACAAGUAUAGUCGGGCAUCCGAUUAUCGUAUCGACGGACCCAGAGCUAAACAGCCUGGUGUUCAAGCAAGGUGCGGACUCGUGGUUCAAGCCAUGGUACACAGACAGCUUCAGCGAGAUCAUAGGCAGCGAGAGCCUAAUGUUUCACGAGGGGUUUCUGCACAAGUACGUCAGGGGCUUGGUCCGGGAAGGGUUCGGACCGGACAGCCUGAAAUCGCUGCUGGUUGAUCUCGAGGGACGGACCAAGAGUCACCUUGGCUCCUGGUCCGUUCUACCUAGUGUAGAUUUGAAAGAAGUUGUUUCUGCGAUGCUCCAUGGCUUUGCCGUGGAGAAGCUGUACAGCUUCAGCGACCCAGAGAUGAUAAGGGGACACAAGCAGUCGUACGAUGCUUUUCUCCGUGGACUGAUCUCGUUCCCUCUCAACAUUCCCGGCACCGCUUACUGGAAGUGUUUGCAGGGACGUAAGUGGGCAGUUAAGACUAUCAAGAAGCUGAUGGACGAAAGGAGAGAAUCCCCCAGGAUGGGAGAAAGGGAUUACCUUGACUUCGUGAUGGAAGAGAUUGACAGCGGUGAAAGCCCUUUGACAGAGAAGAUGGCUACGGAUUUACUGUUCCUGCUUCCGUUUGCUGCAUUUGAAUCUACCUCCUCCACCAUUGUCUCUGCGUUUCACUACUUGACUGCGCAUCCUGCAGCACUCGCAGAGCUCACUAGGGAACAUGAAGCUAUUCUGAAACGAAGGGAAGAGAGUGGAUCAGUAGGAAUCAGUUGGAGAGAGUACAAAUCUAUGACUUUUACCCACAUGGUCACCAACGAGACAUUACGGCUUACGAAUAUAGUCCCUGGAAUUUUCAGGAAGGUGAUGAAAGAUGUUGAAGUGAAGGGAUACUUGAUUCCGGCGGGAUGGACGGUGAUGGUAUAUCCAACUGCGGCUCACCUGAACCCUUCUGUAUACGAUGAUCCUUUGAGCUUCAAUCCAUGGAGAUGGGAGGGCCAGAAGGUAAAUUCAGGAUCGGAGAAUUUCAUGGCGUUUGGAGGUGGGACUAGAUUCUGUUCGGGAGCAGAGUUCGUCAAGCUUUGCAUGGCCAUCUUUUUCCACCACCUCGUCACAAAGUACAGGUACGUGCAAUUUGAUUAG
Linum tenue is the source of this 1245-nucleotide messenger RNA. The record is from the annotation of a GenBank genome assembly. NCBI's taxonomy places the organism in Eukaryota, Viridiplantae, Streptophyta, Magnoliopsida, Malpighiales, Linaceae.